Messenger RNA from Chelonia mydas (Green sea turtle), 2402 nucleotides. RefSeq names its product ATPase H+ transporting V1 subunit D (gene ATP6V1D). Gene Ontology annotation, molecular function: proton-transporting ATPase activity, rotational mechanism. The transcript has 9 exons. The coding region runs from base 506 to 1249 and encodes 247 amino acids. NCBI's taxonomy places the organism in Eukaryota, Metazoa, Chordata, Testudines, Cheloniidae. Gene Ontology annotation, cellular component: proton-transporting V-type ATPase complex. The record is from RefSeq and is a predicted model, not a curated record.
GAGGGACCCUGGAGGACCCAUCAUAGAGUGCGAGGUCUUCGGGAAGCACAGACCGGCUCAGGAACUUCCAAACCCGGUGGAGGGCGGGGGUUCUGAAAGGGACGCACGCGCGCAAGAACUUGCUGAAACCAUAGAGUCGAGGACCUCCUGGCGGUACAAACCGGCCUAGGAACAAGUCAUGCAUUUUCCUUUCUAUCACACGGUGGCGCUGCAGCGAGUGAAGGGCACGUGACUACCACUGCCUGACAGCCGCGCGUUGUUUUGCGUCAAUGCGCGACAUAUGCAACGGAGGCGGAAAGGCCCAAUAUCCGGGUCUUAGUUCCGCCAUGUUCUUUGCGCGCGGCGUCUCUGCGCUGGGGGUGGAGCCAGCGGCGGGAAGGGGAAGGGGAAGGGGAAGGAAGCGGAGUCUGUCCUCCCUCGAUUACCGGUCGUGCUGUCACACGUGACUGAGCCGGGUGGCAGUGGAGGCAGCAGCGGGUCGCGAGCGCCCUUCGCCGCGGUCAGGAUGUCGGGCAAGGACCGGAUCGAGAUUUUCCCCUCGCGGAUGGCUCAGACCAUCAUGAAGGCUCGUUUGAAAGGGGCCCAGACAGGUCGCAACCUCUUAAAGAAAAAAUCUGAUGCUCUGACUCUUCGAUUCCGACAGAUACUAAAGAAAAUCAUUGAGACUAAGAUGUUAAUGGGUGAGGUGAUGAGAGAAGCUGCAUUCUCACUUGCUGAGGCAAAAUUCACAGCUGGAGACUUCAGUACCACUGUGAUCCAGAAUGUGAACAAAGCUCAAGUCAAGAUCAGAGCUAAGAAAGACAACGUAGCAGGUGUAACCUUACCAGUGUUUGAGCAUUACCAGGAAGGAGGGGACAGUUAUGAGUUGACUGGCUUAGCUAGAGGUGGAGAGCAGCUGGCAAAAUUGAAGAGGAACUAUGCCAAAGCAGUGGAGCUGCUUGUAGAACUGGCCUCGCUCCAGACUUCGUUUGUUACACUGGAUGAAGCCAUUAAGAUAACAAACCGGCGUGUGAAUGCUAUUGAACAUGUGAUUAUUCCCAGGAUUGAGCGCACACUGUCCUAUAUCAUCACGGAGCUGGAUGAGAGAGAGCGAGAGGAGUUCUACAGGUUAAAGAAGAUUCAGGAGAAGAAAAAAAUAUUGAAAGAGAAGAAUGAGAGAGAGCGGGCGUUACGGAAAGCUGCUGGGGGGGAACAUGAACCUGCCAAUCUCCUAGCAGAAGAGAAGGAUGAAGACCUCCUCUUUGAGUAGCUCUGUUAGAUGGGGAGACCCAGACAGCAGGGUGUUAACUGAUGUAAUUCUGGACAUGCUUUCUGGAUAUUUAUGUGGCUCUUCAUUUGGUGUAUUAGCCUGUGAGCUCCAUUGAUUGUGGUUUUUCCCAAGAUGAGAACUCUGGGAGCUUUUUUUAGUGGGGUGUAGAAGCAGAAAAAAGAGACUAGCAGGAGUCUGGUCUCUGGCAGUAGCAAGAACCUCUCCCUUACACUAAUCUACCACCACCUGUUUUGCUUAAUGGCUACUGAAUCUUGACUCUGUUGAUUAAGGAUGUAUUUAUAGCAAUCAUACCCUCCUUUCUCUCCUUCCUACCUUUAAAACAUAAGGAGUGUUUUCCACUAAGGGAGGGGGAAAAAACCCUAUGUGCAUGUUAACAGGUGAAAGUAGGUGUUGCUACAAUUAACUUGCAAAGUAUUAAUGAUAGAAAAGCUAGAUUGUUCAGGCUCACCUUGUUGCUGGAAGACAUCUUCCAUUUUGUGUAACUAGGAGAAAAUUCACGUGUCUAGUAAAAUAAUUUUAAAUGUUACGGUCUGGUCUCCACCCUAAGUAGGAGAUAAAGUUGCUACUUUCAUGACCCUGGAAACUGUGGCAUAGCAGGCUCAGUAACAGUGCAAGCUUUUCCCUUGCUUUGUAGCAACUGUACCUUAAUCUUGAACCAGAGGGGCCCACUUCCAGUGCUGUCUCCAUGCCCAUUGGACCCUUUGUGUCUCUCCUGAGGUGAUGAAGGGGGAUAAGUGCUAUGGAUCACAUUCUAGUGUAACCUUGACUGAAAUGGCAAAGCCAUUUUCUGUAGGCCACUGAGCAGCUUAAUAUAGGCCUCUAAAAUCCCUGUUGAUAGACAAGGCCAUUCUUCUUCUUCUUCUGCUGAGGGGUUAAACACAGCAGUACAAUACAUGCACAGAGGCAACAUUAUUUAUGGCAUGUCUUACGUUUGGAAUGCAUGAGUUUGAAGGCUGAGUACAUUCCUGCUCCGUGUGGUACAGGCUUACAGCUAGAGCUGUGAUGGGUGUGGUGCUGGGCUUCAGUUCCCACUUGACUAUGAGCUCAGCCCUAAUUUGUAGUCUUCCCUAUCAACUACAUGCAUGCCCCUGAGCUGUGUCCACACUGUUAAGAUACUUAUGGUAUUUAUUUU